Botrytis cinerea B05.10 is the source of this 2130-nucleotide messenger RNA. RefSeq names its product Bcnpl3 (gene Bcnpl3). Bases 370 to 792 code for a protein of 140 amino acids. Gene Ontology annotation, cellular component: cytoplasm; nucleus; ribonucleoprotein complex. The record is from RefSeq and is a predicted model, not a curated record. NCBI's taxonomy places the organism in Eukaryota, Fungi, Ascomycota, Leotiomycetes, Helotiales, Sclerotiniaceae. The transcript is spliced from 5 exons. Gene Ontology annotation, molecular function: mRNA binding.
GCGCAUAUCAUACCCAGUACCUGAUGGUUAAGGUAGCUGCAGCAAGCAUUGAUCAAUUUGCAUUUACCUUGACAUUUAAUUACACUUCGCGUUGGAUCAACUGCAUUCGAUCAUCAUCCCACAGCACAGGGCAAAACGAAGACACAUUCUUCUCGUUUGCGAUCGCGACGACGGCGGUGGUCUCAAUCUUAUUAAGCUCCCGCUUUCCCGAACUUUAAAAAAAAGUCGAAGUCGAAAGUUUUCCACCAUCAACACACCCACACACACCACCCACACCCACACCCACAACCCACAUCCGACCUAAUUGUCACAGCCAUCAACAAUCAGCCUCCAGCUUUUAUCAGCAUCAAUCACAUCAAUUACAUCAAAAUGACUGAGGUUUCCUCGACCAGACUGUAUCUGGGAAAUCUCCCUCGCAGUGCAACCAAAGCUGAUGUUGAAGCUCAUUUCAACACGCAUGGCACUGGCGAAAUCACCGAGAUUAAACUUAUGAAUGGAUUCGGAUUCAUCGAAUACAAGGAUGCAAUGGAUGCGCGCGACGUCGUUCCUGCCUUCCACGGUUCCGACUUUAUGGGCGAACGCUUGACUGUACAAUUCGCUCGUGGUACUCGUAACAGAGAUACUUUUGCCAAUAACCCUGAGCGAACUGCUCCUCGUCCCAGACGUACCCCUCAUCGAAUGCAAAUCUCUGGACUUCCAGGUGAGACCAGCUGGCAGGUCUGUUUACCCCGUUCCUUCAUCCGGACUCAUGGAUCUCAAUCAUUGCUAUUUGGACUAUAUACCACAUCAUAAUCGUUUUGGACGCCUUUCCUCCAUGCAUACCGUCACUGGCCAAGUUACCAUUGUAAUCCUGGUCAGCGACGCGCUUGUUACUCUUCAUACCAUAACAAAUAUGCAAGUGCAUUUGCGCGGGCGACUAGGAUUUCAUGGACACAUACAAACGUUAAUCGCUAUUCGCCCUUUUUAUCAUGUCUCGACUCCCUUUUUGCUAUCAUUGCUUGCUAUUGCCCUUGCACAACCGGAUCAUGGUCAUUGUGGCGCUGGAAAGAUGGUCUACCUCUGGAAGGUGAAUCUGCGCUACCUUUAAUAAGGGGAGAUUCCUGGCUACUAAUUCAAGGGCAACAUCCAUCCUUUGGCGUUUAUAAAAAGCUCAACAGUCCAGGACAACAACUUACGUGGAUUUCUGGAUAUAGGAUCUUAAAGACUUCGCUCGUCAAUCCAGCCUCGAUGUCGUUUAUUCGGAAACUGGUCGUGACCGUGAUGGUAAAGGAAGCUUUGUCGAAUUCGAAACUGCUGCAGAUUUAAAGACUGCCGUUGAAAAGCUCGACGGUCGUGAAUUCAAAGGUGCUCGAGUCACUUGCACUGCUGAUACCCAACCCGAUAUCCCUCGUGAUCGUGCUAGAUCUCGAUCCCCAAUGCCUCGAGGACGACCUUACCCUAUUGAUGAUUAUGAUCGACGUGGUCCACCCCGAGGUUAUAGUCCUCGACGUGAUGCCUAUCGUGAUCGAAGCCCACCUCGUCGUGCUUAUUAUGAUGAUGAUCGUGGUCGUUAUGGCCGUUCUCCACCACCUAGACCUCGUGGUCCAAUCGAUGAUUAUCCACCACCACGCCGUGGAGGUUUUGAUGAUCCUUAUCGUCGCGAUUACCCUCCAGCUGACCCAUAUGUCAAUGGACACGGUAGACCACCUUAUGAUCGUCCUCCUCCAAGAGACUACCCACCAAGAGAUGCCGGAUAUGCUGAUGACGGAUACCGUCGUGGCCGCUACUGGUAAAUCAUCCUUUCCAAAUUGGUUGCAAAAGUAACCAUUUGGAUUCUGCUCACAUAACACAGAUUUCUAAUGACAACCGGGUGGGAUAUGAAAUGUUCUUCUAUUGAUGAUUCACAGUGAACAGGCCAAGGGGCGUUUUGAGGUAACGUCUUUAGGUCUUCUCACGUAAGGUUAUGAUGUGAAUACACGGAUUUCGCUAGUUGGCUCUAUUCAAUCUUGUUAUUUUUCUUUGCUCAUUUAAAAGCAUACCCGGGGAUCGUUCUUUUAUCAUUUGUAACAUGAGGAAAUGCUUUUUUUUUCAAGGGGUGGACAUAACAUUAAGUUAUGAUUUUCACCCUUAUGACCUGUAUUUUAGAAAUCA